This is a messenger RNA of Galeopterus variegatus (Sunda flying lemur), 230 nucleotides long. RefSeq names its product interferon alpha-inducible protein 27-like protein 2. The record is from RefSeq and is a predicted model, not a curated record. Gene Ontology annotation, cellular component: membrane; mitochondrion. The transcript is spliced from 3 exons. The annotation marks the transcript as partial. Gene Ontology annotation, biological process: apoptotic signaling pathway. Lineage: Eukaryota; Metazoa; Chordata; Mammalia; Dermoptera; Cynocephalidae.
AUGGGGUCCAUUGGCAUACCCAGUGGGGGCUGUGCCUGUGGAGCAAUCACCGCCUCCUCCAUAGCAUCCAAGAUGAUGUCUGUAGUGGCUAUCACCAAUGGGGGCAGAGUUGCCGCCGGCAGCCUGGUGGCCACUCUGCAGUCAGUGGGGGCAGCUGGACUCUCUACAUCAUCCAAAAUCCUCUUGGGCUCUGCUGGGUCAGCUCUUGGGGCCUGGCUGGGGAGAUCAAA